Messenger RNA from Manis pentadactyla (Chinese pangolin), 5529 nucleotides. RefSeq names its product Ras and Rab interactor 2 (gene RIN2). The transcript has 16 exons. Gene Ontology annotation, biological process: signal transduction; vesicle-mediated transport. The coding region runs from base 463 to 3498 and encodes 1011 amino acids. Gene Ontology annotation, molecular function: small GTPase binding; guanyl-nucleotide exchange factor activity. Gene Ontology annotation, cellular component: endocytic vesicle; cytosol. The record is from RefSeq and is a predicted model, not a curated record. Lineage: Eukaryota; Metazoa; Chordata; Mammalia; Pholidota; Manidae.
GUGCAGAAGGGCCGGGCGGCGGCGCCGAGGCGGGUCGGGAGCCGCUCCAGCCAAGUUUGCUGCCGGUUAAACUUUCUCGGUUCCCGCUUUCUUUCCCUGCAGCCUGGGCUGCUGGUCACCGGAUGGAGACAAGGGGCCUGGACUGCUGAGCUUCUACUGGAAAAGAGAAGAUGGGCAAGGCCUUCAGGAUUCCAGGGAGGCUGGUGUAGACUGAUGUGAGCCAGGACACGCUGGCUUGAAGGGUUGAUUAGGAUGCCACCCUCUCAUGGAUGUUGUGAGAAUGAUAUGAGACUGUGUGUGUGGCCCAGCUGUGUACCCUUGGGCCUUACCAUCCAGUUCACACCAGCUGACUUUUGGCACCUACCAUUUGCAUCUCUCUGCCAAAAGAGAGCAGCAGUGACCUUCAACCAACAGUUGAUGGAGAUUGGAGUCCCAGGCGUGCAGUAGGCCUCGCUGGAGGGAAUGUCAGCGUGGACCAUGGGCGCCCGCGGUGCGGACAAACAAGGAAGUUUCUUUAAGCUCAUUGACACAAUCGCCUCGGAGAUUGGAGAGCUGAAGCAGGAGAUGGUGCAGACCGAUGUCAGCCUGGAAAAUGGCCUGGAACCGCCGGAAGCCCACAGUGAUGGAAAAGUAAUGCAGAGGGAUCGGAUCCUCCGUGUGCAAAGUAGAAUUCAGUGUAGCCCGUGUCAGUCUCCAAGAGGUUUAAAGGGGAACACUAAAGAGGAUGGACUCAUUUUGCAUUCUCAGAAACAACCUCACAUCAGAGUUUUAUGUGUCUUAUGUGUUGCUCUGCCGGUUGUCUUGGGUCGUUUGUUCAGAAGAGGCUGGACUAUCGUCAAGCGUGCGCCUCUGCCGCGUCGUUUGGUGGAGCCUGGGAUCGGCAGUCGUGUCGGCAAGCGCAGGGAGCCUUUGAGAGUACGCUUCAUCUGGACCCGCUCAUCAGAAGCUGCCUUGAGAGAGUGUGCCGUCCUCUGGGACUCUGGCAUGAUGAGACAUGAGGACGAUGGGUAUUCCAAGGGAAAGGAUGUGAAGGCCUGUCCCCGGGACUCUGGCUAUGACAGCCUGUCCAACAGGCUCAGCAUUUUGGACCGGCUUCUCCACACCCACCCCAUAUGGCUGCAGCUGAGUCUGAGUGAGGAGGAAGCGGCAAAAGUCCUACAGUCCCAGCCUCCGGGGAUCUUCCUAGUUCGUAAAUCCACCAAAAUGCAGAAGAAAGUCCUCUCCCUUCGACUGCCCUGUGAAUUUGAAACCCCACUCAAGGAAUUUGCCAUAAAGGAAAGCACAUACACGUUUUCCCUGGAAGGCUCAGGAAUCAGUUUUGCGGAUUUAUUCCGGCUCAUUGCUUUCUACUGCAUCAGCAGGGACGUUCUGCCAUUUACCUUGAAGUUACCUUACUCCAUUUCAACAGCCAAGACUGAAGCUCAGCUUGAAGACCUAGCCCAGCUGGGACUAAAUUUUUGGAGCUCUCCAGCGGACAGCAAGCCCCCAAAUCCUCCACCUCCCCACAGGCCUCUCUCCUCAGACGGCGUCUGUCCCGCCUCCCGCCAGCUCUGCCUUAUAAAUGGAGUGCAUUCUAUAAAAACCAGGACGCCUUCGGAGCUGGAGUGCAGCCAGACCAACGGAGCCCUGUGUUUUAUUAAUCCCCUUUUCUUGAAAGUGCACAGCCAGGACCUCAGCGGAGGCCUGAAACGGCCCUGCACAAGGACUCCCAGCGCGAAUGGCACUGAGAGGCCGCGGUCCCCCCCGCCCCGGCCCCCCCCGCCCGCUAUUAAUAGUCUCCACACAAGCGCUCAGCUGUGCAGGACUGAAACCCAGGCGAGCAUGCCAGAAACAGUCAACCGUAACAAGCACGGGAACGUAGCUGCGCCUGGAACGAAACCAGCCCCCAUCCCUCCGCCGCGGCUGAAGAAGCAGGCUUCUUUUCUGGAAGCGGAAGGCGGCGCGAAGACCUUGGCGGGCCGCCGGCCCCGGGCCGAGCCGGGCGCAGCUGGCAGCCCGGGCGGAGCCCCGCCUGAGCAGGCCCCCGGGGACUGCACGAAGGCCCAGCCCGCCAGCUCUGAAUCACGGUCCCCGUGGCAUGGAGGCAGGCAGAGGCUGAGCGACAUGAGCAUUUCCACUUCCUCCUCCGACUCGCUGGAGUUCGACCGCAGCAUGCCCCUGUUUGGCUAUGAGGCGGACACCACCAGCAGCCUGGAGGACUACGACGGGGAGAGCGACCAGGAGACCAUGGCCCCCCCCAUCAAGUCCAAAAAGAAGAGGAACAGCUCCUUCGUGCUGCCCAGGCUCGUCAAGUCGCAGCUCCGCAAGAUGAGCGGCGUGUUCAGCUCCUUCAUGACCCCCGAGAAGCGCAUGGUCAGGAGGAUCGCAGAGCUGUCGCGGGACAAGCGCACCUACUUCGGCUGCCUGGUGCAGGACUAUGUGAGCUUCUUGCAGGAGAACAAGGAAUGCCACGUGUCCAGCACGGACAUGCUGCAGACCAUCCGGCAGUUCAUGACCCAGGUGAAGAACUAUUUGUCCCAGAGCUCAGAACUGGAUCCUCCCAUCGAGUCACUGAUCCCCGAAGACCAAAUAGAUGUGGUGCUGGAAAAGGCCAUGCACAAGUGCAUCCUAAAGCCCCUGAAGGGGCACGUGGAGGCCAUGCUCAAGGACUUCCACAUGGCCGAUGGCUCAUGGAAACAACUGAGGGAGAACCUGCAGCUUGUGCGGCAGAGGCGCCCACAGGACCUGGGGGUCUCUGCUCCCACCCCAGAUUUUGUGGAUGUGGAGAAAAUCAAAGUCAAAUUCAUGACCAUGCAGAAGAUGUAUUCGCCAGAAAAGAAAGUCAUGCUGCUGUUGAGGGUCUGCAAGCUCAUUUACACUGUCAUGGAGAACAACUCAGGGAGGAUGUAUGGAGCUGACGACUUUUUACCAGUGCUGACCUAUGUCAUAGCUCAGUGCGACAUGCUGGAACUGGACACGGAAAUAGAGUACAUGAUGGAACUCUUAGACCCCUCACUGCUACAUGGAGAAGGAGGCUAUUACUUGACCAGCGCCUACGGAGCACUUUCUCUGAUCAAGAAUUUCCAAGAAGAACAGGCGGCGCGGCUGCUCAGCUCAGAGGCUAGGGACACCCUGCGGCAGUGGCACAAACGUAGAACCACCAACCGGACCAUCCCCUCGGUGGAUGACUUCCAGAAUUAUCUCCGAGUUGCAUUCCAGGAGGUCAACAGUGGUUGCACAGGAAAAACCCUCCUUGUAAGACCUUACGUCACCACUGAGGAUGUGUGUCAGCUCUGUGCUGAGAAGUUCAAAGUGGGGGAUCCUGAGGAGUACAGCCUCUUCCUCUUCAUUGACGAAACAUGGCAGCAGCUGGCAGAGGACACUUACCCUCAAAAAAUCAAGGCUGAGCUGCACAGCCGGCCACAACCUCACAUCUUCCACUUUGUCUACAAGCGCAUCAAGAAUGAUCCUUACAGAGCCAUCUUCCAUAAUGGGGAAGACGAUCUCACUGCCUCAUAGAAGACACAUGGGACUUCCCAGUGGUGCAUCCAAAGGGGGGUCAGAUACCUUGCCUUCCUGACCCCUCAUGCUUCCUCAUGCUUGUGGUUGAAAAGCAGUCACCUCUUUGGGGACCCCUUGGUUCAGCGACUAAGCUAUCCGCAGGCCAGCUUGGCCAAGGGCAUCUUUAGCCACAUUGUCCAAGCAAAGCAGCUGAGGUUCAUGAAACUGUAGGAGUCUCCUUCAGAGAUGGAGAACUGCUCUUGAAGUGUCCUGAGAUUGUUUGCUACCUACCCCCAGCUGGGUUCUAGGUUGGCUUACAUGUUGUAUAUGUGCUGAAUAAACAUUUAAGAGGUACAAGCUCUUCUCUUGAAUUCUGCAGCCAGGCUUUGACAAGACUGUCCGAUGCAGUGCAUCAGGCAUUUCUCAGUUCUGUGGAUGGCUCCAUCCUUUCCUUCCAUUCUUUUCUUUUUCCCUUUUUCUUUCUUUCUUUUUUUUGUUUUUUUUACAAAGAGACUCUGUUUUUAUAUAUUUCAUAGAAAUUUUUAUAGCAGUUGCAGGUAAACUGUCAGGAUUGGUUUUUAAAAUAUUUUUGUAACUUUAAGAUAUUCUAUAAUUAUGCAUGUGAUUUUAACAUUUAAUAUUCAAAAAACUCUUGCUGGAUUUGAGAGUAUUGCAUUUUUAAAGUCUCUCCUCUGUAACUGGAUGUUUUAGCAGCUUUGUGGGGAGAGAGAUGGCUGGAUUUCUUAAAGCAUGUGUCACUGACACUGGCCACAGAAUGCCUUUGGAAAUCUGAGGUACUGUUAUCUUCUUCACAGUUGGUGGUAGCGGGCUCUUUCUAGUUUUAACAAAGUGAUGCUGAGAUCAGGAGAGAAAUGAAUGUAGAUGAGAGGUUGAGAGAGAAAUACAGACUCUAACAAAGGACUAAGUGUAGUCUGCUGGUUCAGGCUCCAUGAAGGAAGUAGGAAAAGAAGAUGAAAGGAACCACCUCUGUGGAAAAUACUGCAAAUAUGCAGUGAGUUUUGGCAAAGCCUAUCCCAUGUUACUUGCUUUGGGAAACAAUUUUGAAAGUCCCACAAGGAAAAAAAAUAAGGAUAACACUUUUUUUUUCCUUUUUCACAUAAAUCGAAACCAGCAGCAUCAAAUGAUUUGGGGCAGAAAUCAAGUAAUGUGUAAUGUGACUUUUAUUAAGUUAAACAAGAUGCUGUUUGGAAAAGAGUUUGCAAAGGCAACAAAAAGCCUGUCUGCACUGUAAGAAUGUAUGGGGAAGUUAGAUUUAUGUUCUUUGAAACCUGUUUGGAAGAGGGCAAUGCCUGAGGGUCCUGUUGUCCAUGUAACACAGGGAGUCAUAGAAACGUUGUCCUGCAUAAAGGUGCGCCGUCAUCUGAUUUGGUUGGCUUUGUACCUUGUAGCUUUCAUACCUUUUGCUGUACGUGUAGAACCCUCAGCACGUACCAUGUUGUACUUCCUUUUGUAAAUGAUUUUUUAAAUGGAAUUUUGCACAUAAUACAUUGUAAUACUGUACAAUAAUCAUGGGUGAAAAUAAUUUUUGAAAUGUGGAGUUGUCUUUUUAAGAAACAGAAUGUCAUUAUGCACCACACAAUGUUAUGGAAAUCUGAAAUCCACCGUCUUUGUGGUUAGAUAACCCAUAGAGAGGAAACAGAAGAGUUGAUAUUUUUCAGCAACCCAUAUACUAAAAUAAGGCAAAAAUCAAGGGGCAGGAGAAGGGAUAGUGUUCUAACCUGAAAGGAUUUCCAGUGUUACCUACAGUACUUGGCUUAGUUGUAUCUAGAGAAAAAUCACUGUUAUCACCCCAUUCUUAUGUAACUUCAGUAAUAUUUCAAAAUAAACAGGGCAGACAAUAGGGGUUUGCUGCCAUAUUCCUGGUGCUUGGAGCUGUGCCCGGCAGAUAACAAGUGCUUGAGAAGUCCCUAUUUAUUGAACAAACUUUCUAACCCAUCAGCAGGAUGGAUACUUAAAGAUCAGAACAAUGUGUGAAUAAACCGCCUGAUUUUCAUAUUUGCAAUGAAAUAAAAAUGACUGUUCAAUCCA